UCGACACGCCCAUCUUGCACCCUUAUAGACUGGUGAGCAUACCCGCCAGUCACAUCAAAGGCGCUGUUGCUCCACAGUGGUAACAUGGCGGCCAGGUACUGGCUUGGUGUCGUCAUUUGCCUUGCUGUUGUAUCCGAAAAUAACUGUCAGCGCACAUGCAGUCUGACAGCUGGCCGUCUCCCCAUCUCUGUCAAGUACUGCACUGAUCCAGCAGGACACCAAAUACCAGUCAACCAACACUCAAGUCUGGCCAGCCGCACUACAUGCACAGUCACCUGCCUUGAGGAUGCCAAGUUACGGUACCUGGUCUGUGAUGACGGAAUCUGGCAUAUGACACCAAAUCUAUGCAAAGGUCAGACAGAUCUCCAGGUGGUACCAAAGCGUCGUCCAAAACGUUGGUUCUGGGUAGCAGUUAUAUUCAUCCCUUGGGGCUCAAGACAAGGCCCUCCUCCAGACCGCUCUCCUCCUGUAGUUACCUGCCCCGUGGAUAUCCAUACGUUCUCCGAUCCCAUCCAGACAAGUACCAAGGUCUACUGGAACGACGACGACGCGUCAGCCUACGACAGCAAAGAUGGAGCUAUUGCAGCCAAACGGGCGAGCAGAAAGCGGUCCGGCUACUUGUUUGGUGAAGGAAGGACAUAUAUCACAUACACAGCCAGAGACAGAGCAGGGAACAUGGGGUCCUGUGUGAUGACGGUCACUGUCACAACUAUCAGAUGUUCGCCUGGGCCAAACAAGACCUUCAAGAACGGCUACUAUGUCUGCCAUCCUAGCGCCGACUUCGUCUAUGGUACCAACUGCAACUACGGCUGUUACUAUGGUUACAAGAUAAAGGGUUCAAAGCACAGACAUUGCAAGCAGAAUGGCCAAUGGUCAACUACGGUAGAGCCAGCUUGUGAAACUGUCACGUGUCCACCUCAAUCCCUUGCACCGGAUGCCACGUUUACGUGCACUGAUGGCACUAACUUCAAGAGUGCAUGUUCCUACAUGUGCAAACCCGGAUAUGACGUCAAACCCGGAAAGUCACGUGUCCGAGUUUGUGCAUAUGAUGGUCAGUGGCGAGGUGCCAUUCCGGAAUGUGUAGAUUCGGAACCACCGAAGUUCACCAACUGCCCAAGCGUUAAGACGUAUUUCACAGAAAGGAGCUCCUCCCUGGCGUUAGUGGACUGGGACGUCCCCGCUGUCACAGAUAACAGUCGGGAGUCCAUCACACCCAUACAGACAUCUGGCAUAUCUAACACAGACUACCAUCCCGUGGGUGUAUAUGAAAUAAUUUACACAGCAGCGGACAGCGCCGGAAAUAAGGCCAGGGAAUGCAAGUUCAAGGUCGUUGUGAAAGAACUGAAGUGUUUCGCCCAGUACCCGCUCCCCUACAUGAGAGUGGACUGUCCCGAGGGGUACCGGCACGGGUCUACAUGCUCCUUCAGCUGUACUGGUAACUACGUCUUAGAAGGUGCAAAGGCCACCACGUGUGAAUUAGCCAACUCUGAUAAUGGACUUGCCUACCCAUACUGGCACAUGUCUUCACAGCCCUCCUGCAGCUUCUUCAACACCUGCCGAGAAUUAUCACCACCUACCAACGGAGCUCUGGCGUGUGACCUUUGGGAAGAUGGAAAUUUCUGUCAGAUGCAGUGCAUGAAGGGAACUGACCUCACAAGGUCUACAGCACAUUUUGGACAAUUAAUGGUAUGUGGGGAAUCUGGAGACUGGAAGAUUGGCCCCCUCCCUAUUCAAGAACUACCAGCGUGUACAAAGUCUCGCAGACCAACAGACACAAUAAUGUCAGUGCUGUUCUACUACGAUGGUCCGUGCACGGAGGAAGCUGCCCAGAAUCAAAUAAAAACAAAUUUCCUGAACGCAUUCAAGGAAAGCCCUUUCAGCGAAACUCUCGGACAAACAGAGAGGACGAUUGCCAAUGUCAAGGUGACCUGUGGCUCUUCUGAUAAUGGAAGAAGAAAGCGAGAAACUCGUGUGCCAGUGAAAGUUGACAUCCUCCUUUCCCUCGAUGGCGACCUGUCCAGAGAAACCUUCAAGGAUGCUGAGAAGACUCUUCUGAACCUUCAUAACCAUAUUACCGAGGACAUAAAGGGCAACAACUCCAAGCUGUUUCAACACCUCGAUCAGAAAGUCCGAUCUGAGAUGGAGAUAGAAAGGCCAACAAUUGAGCUGGAUUGCCCGCUUGAUACCUUCCCAUCGUACAACACAUACAGCUGUGUUGGAUGCGGAGAAGGUCUGUACCACUCAGAGGGAGACAACAGCUGCAAGGAGUGUCCUAUUGGAACCUACCAACCCGAGGCUGAAGGUCGUGGCUGUAUCCAGUGCCCUGAUGGAAGAACAACUUUGCAAAAUAAAACUACAACUGUUGAAAGAUGUCUUCCCAUGUGUCAACUUGGGCAUUUCUCGGAAAACGGUGUUGAGCCUUGCACUCCGUGCAGUCAAGGACAUUAUGCAGACAACGUGGGUUCUACAGAGUGCACAGCCUGCUCGGGCGUCAUGACGACAGUGUCUCAAGGCUCAGAUAGUGUCACCUCCUGUAGACAGUUUGACGUGGCUGUGUCUAGUUCUCAAAACGCCAGUGUUCAGCUGGAAGUCGCCACAAAAGAGUUUGAUAUUCAAAGCGGAUUUGAACUUCGUUUUUGGCUGGUGUAUGAUUCAGCAGGAGACGUCAUAUCUCUGACAUCUGGAGAUAAGCAAACUAGUAUUCUGUCCAUCUCCAUGACAACAACUUCUGAAAUGCAGCUACGUGUAAAAGGGACAGUGCUCGAUGUGGCGGUCCUGAACACAAGCCGAUGGUAUCAGAUAAAUAUCAACUACAUCAACAAUACACUCUCCAUCAGUGUAAACGAGGUCCAGCGUCUCACGCACGCUGUAUCUUUUGACGCUUAUGAUGGCCAAUCUAUUCUGGUUUCCAUGGGAGGUGCUGGCUUUGAGGGCAGUGUAUCCCAUGUGAACAUGUGGCGUUCCCCCCAGACAGUUCCGUCACCAACGUCACACACUUGCUUCACGGGCAGCCUCGGGGACGUCUUCAACUGGAAAGACUUCACUUCAGCAAACCUCUCAGAUUCGUUUAUACAGAUCCCCAGUGAAUGUGACGACACAGAUGAAUGCCUAUCCUCACCGUGUAUCCAUGGAGAUUGUAACGAUGAUCUGAACGGCUACACCUGUUCCUGUGAAGAUGGUUACCACGGCGACAACUGUGACGUCAAUAUGGAUGACUGUCUGGAGAACGAGUGUACUAACGGGGGCACGUGUGUAGAUGGUGUGGCAGAAUACACGUGCAGGUGUACACCCGAGUACACGGGACAAUACUGUGAUGCUAAUUUAGUUCACGGACACUGGACCGCAUGGGGUAACUGGACAGAGUGUUCUACGUCAUGUGGACCAGGGGAGAGAACUCGCGCCAGACGUUGUGACAACCCACAACCACAGAAUGGCGGAGACGACUGCGAGGGUUCAGAGACAGAGGUCGGGGCCUGCGAUACAGGAGAAUGUCCAGAAUGUUCAAAAGUAAGUCCCCCUGAGCACGGCGAUCUGGAAUGCACGGAUGUCAACAGUACAAGACUGUGUCAGCUGAAAUGUGAAGACGGCUAUGACUUCGACCGAUCCCCACUGUCUGUGUAUAAGUGUGGGCUGGAGACGGGAUACGAAUGGAGCUAUGUUACCGAGGACAACCCACAGGGACGAUUCCCCAAUUGUAUUGCGAUAGAGGAUCCGGAUGAAUUAGAGGUAAAAUUCGAGGAAGAGUAUGAAGACCUGGAAUGCAUUGAUGACAAUGAGGCUGACCGGAAGUCAAAGGUGUUACUGCGCGCCAGAGAAGAAGCCAAGGCUCUGCCUUGCAUCAAAGAUAACACGUGUUACAUCAAAGACAUACGUACGUCUACUUGUGAUGCUGAACAGCGUCAGAAGAGGGAAAUUACCCACAUGGGAUUUGUUAUAACGCUUGGGACAAGUCCAGCUCAAAAGGGUCUACAAAGCAGUCUGGAGGGACUCAACACAGCCCUUCUUCAACUGAACUCCUCCGCAAUAGCAGGGGACUUCACCGUGAAGAUAGAUGGCGUGGACUACCUACUGACAGGCGCCCCUGUUGUUUCUGGCAGCGUCACAUGCAGUGUGGGAUGGACCAGGGUUGACUUCUAUUGCAUUCCUUGUGGUCCUGGAACCUUCUACAUCAACGGCUACUGUGAACGAUGUGACAUCGGCCGCUAUGGCAACGUCACGGGGGCGACAUUCUGUCAUGCAUGUCCGAAGGGCAAGUCCACACCUGGGAGGUCUUCCUUGAGUAUCGAGGAAUGCACAGUUGAUGUGCAUCUUCCGAAAGAUUUCCCACUGGCUAUUGUUGUGGGUGUAACAACGGCUUUCCUGAUCACAGCAGUGUCCAUUGCUGCAUACUUCUACAGAAAAUGGAGGCAUCAGAAGAGGAAGGUCAAUGCACUGAAGACUGUUGUCGAAGAUAUGUCUACGGGAGGACAAAGCAUACCCCUGAAUAUCAGAUUCAAACCCGGUGCUCCAAAUUCAGUUAUAGAAGCAUGGACCCACAUGGCCUACCCAGAUGACCUAAGCAGGGACGAUUCAGUUUGUUGGGCCACACAGAUUGGUCCCAUAACAACUGAAGCUCCACCUCCGUACAGUCAGUCUUCUGUCCCUCUAACACAGAAAAGAUCCAACACACGCACGGGUCAUCACCAAGCUGGCAGUCCAGCUAUGGAUAUUGAUACAGAUGGUGCUCAAGUGCUGGGGACGGACACAGGAAGAUCAGAACGAGACACAGCAUCUAGGACAUCUCAACUGAGCAUUCAACACGUUGACAUGAACUUUGAUAGAAAGAAUUCGAUCUCGGUGUUUGAUUUAAACUCUGACACAAAAUACUAAAUUGUUCCUGAUAGUAUUGGAAAUUGCUCAGAGGCCUAUAACCUCUUGUUGUGUCGGCACUUUUGCAAACUGUAUAUAAUCCCUCAGACUAUUAAGCUACAUUACAAAAAUGCUCUCCGGGCACAUUUUUGUCCAAAACUGAGGAGGGAGUUGGGAGUAUAAUUUUCUUUUGAAAACAAAGUAAAGCGGGAGGAACGCUUAUAUUUGUCAACAAAAAACAACUGGUCACACUUUAAACUCGGCUCUUUCACACUAUGUCAGUUUUCAAGCAUGUAAUUGUUAUGCUAUUUUUUUAAAUGAAAUUGUCCUCAUGCUUAUCUAAGAGACGCUUCGAAAAGUUCGAAAAGUGGUACCAUCAAUUAAUUUUUUUAUACUUGAUACAUGUCGUCACAAUAUGGCUGAAAUAUUGCCAAUGUGACCUUAAAUAUUAACUGACUCACUCUCUCUUUAUCCAUGUUAUUUAACUAAGUGCAUCAUGGCUGCAAUAGGGACAAGAUUUCUCAGAAACUCCUGAAGUUACAUGAAACUUCGCAAGCUCAUCAACCAGACAAGACUAGGCUUAUCAAGACUGAGUAAGAAAAUGGGUGCCAUAAAUUAUUGAUUUUUCAUUGUUACGUCCAUUGCUACAUGUUUUAAGUGUGUGUGCAUCCUCUCGUCAAUGAGGAAAAGUUAAACGUGAAACUACCUGAAAGUUUGCAAAACCUUUAAGAGAUACUUGUCAAGACUAAAGCUUGGUGCUGUAAAUUGUAUUUUUACAGAGUUACAGCCCUUGAUCCAUGUUAUUUUACAACGUGCAUAGUGGCUGCAAUGGGGACGGGUUUUGUUCGGAAACUACUAAAGUUACAUGACUGAAACUGUGUGUGCAUUUUAUCUAAGAGAUAGUUAUCAAGACUGAGUUAAAACAUUGAUGCAAUAGCUCUGUGUGCAUAUGCAUACAUACUACAUAAUGAUCAAACAAAAUUGCAAUGCCCCAUGGCGUGGAUAGUGAUAAUGAUGUUUUCUUGUUUUAAUAAUAACAGAGUUUGCCUCAUAUGAGGCUCGAAUUUUGAAAUUAUUUUGUAUUGACAAUAAAAGUGAUUGACGCGCAUGAUUUAAAGGGAAACAUUCCCUUGUUCUAGCCUGACGUAUCCCAUACAACAAAAAUGUUUUUUAUUCUUGUUAUGCGUGAUAGUGAGUGUACCCUAAUGAUCUUGGUUAUAAUGCCUAUACUUAUUUACGUAUUUACUUAUACCAUGCCUAUUUACUGUGUAAAUAUAACAACAAUUGUACAUUUUGUGCUGGAAACAAAAAUAUAAAUAAAGUAUGUUUUUAUUU
This is a messenger RNA of Haliotis rufescens (red abalone), 6183 nucleotides long. RefSeq lists its product as uncharacterized. The record is from RefSeq and is a predicted model, not a curated record. The transcript is spliced from 26 exons. Gene Ontology annotation, molecular function: calcium ion binding. Bases 85 to 4869 code for a protein of 1594 amino acids. NCBI's taxonomy places the organism in Eukaryota, Metazoa, Mollusca, Gastropoda, Lepetellida, Haliotidae.